This is a messenger RNA of Schistocerca serialis cubense, 561 nucleotides long. RefSeq lists its product as uncharacterized. The coding region runs from base 1 to 561 and encodes 186 amino acids. The transcript is spliced from 2 exons. The record is from RefSeq and is a predicted model, not a curated record. NCBI's taxonomy places the organism in Eukaryota, Metazoa, Arthropoda, Insecta, Orthoptera, Acrididae.
AUGGCAGGAGGGGUCCGGGGAGAGGGGAGGGCGGGUGCGCGCGCACGGCGCGCCGCCUGGUCAAUACGGGCAGUGUGGCGCCAGCGGCCGCUCUGGGAAUCAGCGCCGACCUGCGCUCCGCCGGCAUGUGAGCGCGCACCCUCGCUACGUGCUGAACGCCCCGCUCCGCACUCUGUUCUGUUCUGUUCCACAGCCGACUGCGACUGCUGGGCCCGCGGCGGGCUGCGACGACCCGCGCCCGCCACACACGCAGACAUGGAUACCUGGAUACCGCUCGUGCUCGCCAUUGCAGGUACGUGGAGCUGCGAUGAGCCGUACAGCCUGCUCUGCUCUGGCGUGAGCACCCGCCGCCCCCGGGACAGGUGCGGGGCCAGAGCUGUCGUGCGACCACACCAGCUGUGCCACAAAGCAGAGCAGAGGAACGGCCCGCCCAGCCACUGCGCCGCUACAACACAACACGUCUCCCUGGCGGCCGGCUACAGCUCACAGCGUAGCGACGCCCCUGUUGAGGCAGAAGGGGCACGCGACAAAAAAGGGAAUAUUACUGCUGCACAGCGAUGA